Hypoxylon fragiforme is the source of this 261-nucleotide messenger RNA. RefSeq lists its product as uncharacterized. The transcript has 2 exons. Bases 1 to 261 code for a protein of 86 amino acids. The record is from RefSeq and is a predicted model, not a curated record. NCBI's taxonomy places the organism in Eukaryota, Fungi, Ascomycota, Sordariomycetes, Xylariales, Hypoxylaceae.
AUGUCAUCGACCGAAGCACCUGCUAUUAUGGGCAUAUGGCUCUUACUUGCCUCGAUACAGGAACAGCGGGUCAUUAGCUUCGAGAACGUGCCUCGCAAAAGUCCGAGUACCACGCCGACGCAAUGGUGGAAUUAUGGAACAAGUUACCAAUGCAGAGCAGAUCCUUGCGGUAGUGAGGCUGAUAUCAACCCCUGCCCGGGUGACCCUCCGCGCAGAUUAAGAAAAGCCGGGUUCAGCAUAAUCGAACGACCAGCCUUCUAG